AUGAGUGAUAUGCCAACUGGAAGUGGUGUCAAACGAGGUAAUAUCAAUAGAUCAGGUACCCGUUUCGGGGAAGCUGAAUGCAUGCCAGGAACAUCUGUUCAAGGUGGAGGACACAAUGACUGCGAUUGUGAUCAAUGGCAACCUUCAACUCAAAUAGCUGUUAGAAACGCACUCGUCAAGUUGGGUGUCAUGAGGACUGCGUAUUCAGUUAAUGGGACUUGUAGCUUAGCAGAAGCCGAUGAAUAUGACCUUGGUGCAGUUGUUGAAGGAGAGAAGUCAUUUGUCCCAUUUAAUGCUGACCCCAUUGUCUACGAGAUAUGA
Messenger RNA from Plasmopara halstedii, 321 nucleotides. RefSeq lists its product as uncharacterized. NCBI's taxonomy places the organism in Eukaryota, Oomycota, Peronosporomycetes, Peronosporales, Peronosporaceae. The transcript has 2 exons. The coding region runs from base 1 to 321 and encodes 106 amino acids. The record is from RefSeq and is a predicted model, not a curated record.